AUGCUGCAUGAUCUACUAUUUAUGUUAGUCGUUUCUGGGAAUGCGAUACUUGCCGAACCAUCUUGCGAGUACAACGCAAAUCAACGAAAGAGUAUAUUGCGAGACCUUCUCGAGGACUACGAUAAAACGAUGGUUCCGUCGAAUAAUUCAGUGCAAGUUAAUGUUGAAUUAACUGUCCAGGACAUCUCGUCCAUAUCGGAAAUCUCCAGCUCAUUCGUUGCAGAUGUAUGGUUCAGUCAGGUCUGGGAAGAUCCUCGAUUACAGUACAGGAAUAUUUCCUGCAAGUCCAACCUCUCAUUGGACAGUUACGUGAGUGAACGUUUGUGGACACCAAAUGUUUGCUUCGUGAACAGCAAAAGUACUCAAGUUCAUCGUUCACCAGCUUCUAAUAUCUUGCUCAUCAUAUAUCCUAAUGGUACUGUAUGGUUGAAUUACCGGGUGCAGGUGUCGGCUCCGUGCAGUUUCGAAUUGUCGCGAUUCCCUAUAGACGCACAGGAGUGUACCCUCGUAUUCGAAUCUUAUUCGUACAACAUAGCAGAGGUGCGAUUGAAUUGGCAGGAAUGGGCCCCUGUGACGAUGCCGCCGUCAGAAGAUUUUCGAUUGCCGGAUUUCCAAUUUUACAAUGUCACAUGGGGAAAAGUCGUGAACGAGUACACAGCCGGAAUGUGGGAUCAGCUCAAGGUUACCUUCAGGUUCAAGCGUCUCUAUGGCUACUACGUCCUGCAAAUGUACCUGCCUACAUAUCUGUCAGUAUUCAUUUCGUGGAUCGCCUUUUGGAUCGAUACCCGAGCACUUCCGGCUCGGAUCACUCUCGGUGUUUCGUCCCUGAUGGCGUUGACUUUCCAAUUCGGAAACAUUGUGAAAAACUUGCCACGGGUCUCAUUUGUAAAGGCUAUUGAUUUAUGGUUCUUCGUGUGUGUGGCAUUCAUUUUCUUCUCCUUAGUCGAGUUGGCAGUGGUGGGGUUUGUCGACAAAAUGGCGGAAAUCAGACGGAGAUCUAAAAGGCUCCGAUAUCAGCGAUCGCAGAGCCUGAUCAAAAGACAAAAAUCAAGCGGAUCCAUGAGAGGCGUACGGUAUCCGGUGAACAACAAUGGAGAUGAGGCUUGGUAUCAUAUGAAUGGCGGCAAUGGAAGUUGCUAUGUGAAUGGCAUGUCGGAAUUUAAUGGCGAGUAUCCGUCACAUGCAGAUAUCGACAUGGGUGCCAGAGUUGAUGCUAUGGCUGCCAAAGCAUUUCCGGCGAUGUUUGCGGCUUUCAAUGGUGAGUGA
Haemonchus placei is the source of this 1266-nucleotide messenger RNA. NCBI's taxonomy places the organism in Eukaryota, Metazoa, Nematoda, Chromadorea, Rhabditida, Trichostrongylidae. The record is from the annotation of a GenBank genome assembly.